AUGGAUGAAUAUUCAUCAGGCUUCUGCGUCCGGCCACCACCCGGCGCCGCCGGCACGGGGACAAAGUGCGGGCGGUGGAAUCCGACGAGCGAGCAGGUGAAGGUGCUGACGGAGCUAUUCCGGUCGGGGCUCCGAACUCCGAGCACCGACCAAAUACAGCGAAUAUCCUCACAGCUCAGCUUUUACGGCAAAAUCGAGAGCAAAAACGUUUUCUAUUGGUUUCAAAAUCACAAGGCCAGGGAAAGGCAAAAACGCCGCAGAGUUUUAUUGCCUGAUCAUAAUCACAAUUAUAAUCAUUAUAAUCAUAAUAAUCACAAUAUUAAUAAUAAUAAUAAUAAUGUUAAUUAUAAUUAUAAUAAUAGUAAUCACAAUUAUAACGAUCAGAUUAUCCACCACCUUCAAGAUGCCACCGCCACCGUCACCAAGGACUCGGCCACAAAAUCAUAUUUCGGUCACGACGUGGAUCAAGUCCCCGAGCCAGAAAGAGCAAUUGAAACCCUUCAACUCUUUCCGAUAAACUCUCUAAGUCUAAACGAACGUGCGAAUGAUUCGGAGAGAAUGAGACAUUUUAGCGACGAUUGCAAGGAAAAUGCGUCGUUUGCUUACAACAUGGGCUCGGACGAAAUGGAUCACCCGACUUUGGACCUAAGACUAAGCUUCGUUUAG
Messenger RNA from Striga hermonthica, 666 nucleotides. The record is from the annotation of a GenBank genome assembly. Lineage: Eukaryota; Viridiplantae; Streptophyta; Magnoliopsida; Lamiales; Orobanchaceae.